Messenger RNA from Strongylocentrotus purpuratus (purple sea urchin), 1044 nucleotides. Its product is annotated as ankyrin repeat and EF-hand domain-containing protein 1-like. The coding region runs from base 1 to 1044 and encodes 347 amino acids. Gene Ontology annotation, molecular function: protein binding; netrin receptor activity. The transcript has 4 exons. The record is from RefSeq and is a predicted model, not a curated record. NCBI's taxonomy places the organism in Eukaryota, Metazoa, Echinodermata, Echinoidea, Camarodonta, Strongylocentrotidae. Gene Ontology annotation, cellular component: membrane. Gene Ontology annotation, biological process: netrin-activated signaling pathway.
AUGGCGCUGUUUUCAGCAGCAGCAAAAGGAGACUUCCUGAAGAUACAAUCAUUAAUCGACUCGGAGGACAAGUCAGAGGAUUCGGGAAGAGUUGAUGUAAACUGCUCGGAUGCGUCAGGCCAUCUUGAAGUCGUCGAGUUUAUUGUGGACGAAGGAGCAGACUUUGAAAUAAGUGAUAAAGACGGGUUUACAGCUCUUCACAUAGCAUCAUUCAAUGGUCAUCUUGAUAUUGUCAAAUACCUUGUUAGUAAAGGGGCAGACCUGGGAAGACCUGGUAAUGAUUACUUGACACCUCUACACCUUGCUUUAGACGGUGGCCAUCUUGACAUUGCAGAUUACCUUUUGACAGAAGGAGCCAACAUUAACACAUGUGAGGACCACUAUGACUACCUUCGCAGUACGUUCGGUAGUAAGGCUCUCCCUAGCUUAAUGCCCCGCCCAUACUCCCAACCAUACGAUCCAUAUCUUACCAGUCCACGACACAACUCUAACUCCCCGAGGGAGAGCAUCAAAGAAGAGACAAAGAUUAUUAGUCUCGACGAGUACAGCAUCAAGGUUCCACUUUCACCAGAUGAUGUGGACAGAGCCAAAAAUAUCACAGCAGAAGCAUUGACCACCAUUCCACCUGACUUAAAGCUGGAAAAAGACGAAGUUAUCAUCUCAGUUGGGCUCAAGCUAUCCCCUCCUGGUCUUCAGUUCAACACUCCGGUGGAAGUCACGAUCUCGCAUAGCGCUAUUUUCACUAACCCAGACAAGGCAGACAUUGUGCUAUACACCCGAAGGACUGAGUCUGAUGAAUUUUCAAGGAUAGUUCUUGCUUCUGACAAAGCUGCUCGGUGUGUAGUCGCAAAGAAUCGCCUUACUCUGUACUUAGACCAUGUCUCGGAAUGGUGGAUUAUCUCCCUAAUCAGGAGAUACUUCAUCGGUAAACGGCUCAUCUGUACGCCAUACGUUCCCCUGUCUACCUCCAGAGACGUCACGAACUACAUCUUUCUCGAUAUUAAAGACGACUUCUGUGGCAUGAAAGAGGUAGAUUUAUCAUGA